GAGGCGCCGGGCAGCGGGGCGGAAGUGCUGUCGAGCCACCGGAAGUGCGCUGGCGGAUCGGGUGAAGCCGAGCGGCGGGUUGAUGGAAGAGAGAAUGUCUGGUGAAAGUGUGGUGUCCCCAGUGCCGGCGGCCUCCACCCGGACCACCUCCUUCAAAGGGGCGAGCCCGAGCUCCAAGUACGUCAAGCUGAACGUGGGAGGAGCACUCUACUACACCACCAUGCAGACGCUGACCAAGCAGGACACCAUGCUGAAGGCCAUGUUCAGCGGCAGGAUGGAGGUGCUGACGGAUAGCGAAGGCUGGAUUCUGAUUGACCGUUGCGGCAAGCAUUUUGGCGCCGUUCUGAAUUACCUACGCGAUGGCGCGGUGCCUCUCCCGGAGACGAAUCGCGAGAUCGAGGAGCUGUUGGCUGAGGCGAAAUACUACCUGGUGCAGGGACUGGUGGAGGAGUGCCAAUCUGCCCUGCAGCAGAAAGAAACAUAUGAGCCCUUCUGCAAAGUUCCUGUCAUCACAUCAAACAAGGAGGAGCAACGGUUGAUAGCAACGUCUAAUAAGCCUUCAGUCAAGCUGUUGUACAACAGAAGCAACAACAAAUAUUCUUACACCAGCAACUCUGACGAUAACAUGCUGAAGAACAUCGAGCUGUUCGACAAGUUGUCUCUGCGCUUCAACGGCAGAGUGCUUUUCAUCAAGGACGUCCUGGGCGAUGAGAUCUGCUGCUGGUCCUUCUAUGGGCAGGGCCGAAAGAUCGCUGAAGUCUGCUGCACUUCCAUCGUAUACGCCACGGAGAAGAAACAGACCAAGGUGGAGUUCCCUGAGGCCCGGAUCUACGAGGAGACUCUGAAUAUCCUGCUGUACGAGACGCAGGACGGCCGCGGGCCGGAUAACGCCCUGUUGGAGGCGACCGGGGGGGCGGCCGGCCGCUCGCACCACCUGGAGGACGAGGAGGACCGGGAGCGGAUCGAGAGGGUCCGCAGGAUUCACAUCAAGCGCCCAGACGACCGCUCGCACCUCCACCAGUGAGACGGCGAAUAGACCAGCGAGCAGCAGCCGCAGCAGCCCGGUCCUAACCCUUCCCCCCCUCCCCCUCCCCCCCCCCACCCUCCAUCUUCCUCUGGAAGAAAGAGAGGGUGGGGGGAGAACUGAAAACAUUCUUGCCUAACUGAGAUCUUGCAACGUUUGACAGUGCAAAAUGGGCUCAAGCCAUUCCGUACAAACCGGCCCGACUGCAGCCUUACGCAGCAGGUGAAGUAUGGAGAAUUGCAGAGAAGCUGCUGCUAAAACUCUAGCUUAGGAUGCUGGCCGACGCAGCUGAAUUCUAGCCUUAACUGGUCCCCGAGGAGCGAGGUACUGUUUUUUUGCUUUGAACGUUGCGCAGAAUGUUACUCGAGAGAAAUGUACCUGCGCCUUUGACGCUGCGCUCUCUCCCCCCCCCCCCCCCCCCCCCCCUCUCUCCCCCCCCCCCCCCCCCCCCCCCCCCCCCCCCCCCCC
This is a messenger RNA of Leucoraja erinaceus (little skate), 1492 nucleotides long. RefSeq names its product potassium channel tetramerization domain containing 10 (gene kctd10). Gene Ontology annotation, cellular component: Cul3-RING ubiquitin ligase complex. Bases 83 to 1024 code for a protein of 313 amino acids. Gene Ontology annotation, biological process: protein ubiquitination; negative regulation of Rho protein signal transduction; proteasome-mediated ubiquitin-dependent protein catabolic process. The transcript is spliced from 7 exons. Lineage: Eukaryota; Metazoa; Chordata; Chondrichthyes; Rajiformes; Rajidae. Gene Ontology annotation, molecular function: protein binding; ubiquitin-protein transferase activity. The record is from RefSeq and is a predicted model, not a curated record.